This is a messenger RNA of Pogoniulus pusillus (Red-fronted tinkerbird), 1755 nucleotides long. It is a transcript of the gene POLD3, whose product is annotated as DNA polymerase delta 3, accessory subunit. Gene Ontology annotation, biological process: nucleotide-excision repair, DNA gap filling; DNA synthesis involved in UV-damage excision repair; DNA replication. Bases 133 to 1557 code for a protein of 474 amino acids. Gene Ontology annotation, cellular component: nucleus; delta DNA polymerase complex. Lineage: Eukaryota; Metazoa; Chordata; Aves; Piciformes; Lybiidae. Gene Ontology annotation, molecular function: DNA-directed DNA polymerase activity. The transcript has 13 exons. The record is from RefSeq and is a predicted model, not a curated record.
CAACCGGAGCCAACCGGAGCUCAGCCCGCCCGGAGCUCAGCCCGCCCGGAGCUCAGCCCGCCCGGAGCCCGCUGAGGCCCGCCCGGAGCGCCCCGGAGGCGGCCCCGGGCCCGCGGGCGCCGCAGCUGCGCCAUGGAGGCUGAGCUGUACCUGGAGAACAUCGACGAGUUCGUGACGGACCAGAACCGCAUCGUGACCUACAAGUGGCUGAGCUACACCCUGGGGGUCCAUGUCAACCAUGCCAAGCAGAUGCUGUUUGAGUACGUGGAGAAGAAGAGGAAGGAGAGCUCUGGUGCCCAGCUCCACGUCACCUACCUGCUGGCAGGGGACCUGCUGCACGACGGGCACCUGUGCCACAGGGUCGCGGUGGUGAGGGAGGAGCAGCUGGAAGCCAGGAGGGCCAAGCUGGCAUCGCUCUGCAGCCUGCACAUCUACAGCGUCCAGCGGGCACAGCUGCGCGACUCUGCUGCCCUCUACAGCGCCGACUACGACCUCACCAAGGCCGCCCUGGGCACCGCUGCCAGGUUCAGUGCCAUCCACUGUGCCAGCGCCGUGCCCAGGCCCCCCCCGGCAGCCCCUGCGGGCGAGGCCCCGGCGCAGGCAGCGCCCAAGGUGCCCCCUGGUGCCCCCAGCAGCGCUGGCACCGCUGGCACCACACCCCAGCUCAACGGGCAGGCAGCCUGCGGUGCCAGGCAGCAGCCCAAGGGCAUCAUGGGCAUGUUCGCCAGGAAGGUGGCACCCAGGGGGCAGGAGAGCAGCAGGGACAGGGCAGAGGGCAAAGAGCCUGCGGCUGUGGCAGCUGGCAGCAGGGCCCCAGCCAAGAGCCUCCUGGGCAACUUCUUCGGCAAGGCUGCACUGAGCAAACUCAGAGGCACUUCGGUGCCAGAGCAGCCCAAGGAGGAGGAGGAGGAAGCACAGGAGGAGGAAGAGGCCUCAGCUCCUGCAGCAGUGCCAGGCAGCAGCAGGGCAGUGCCCGGGGCUGGGGAGGAGGCAGAGGCUGGCAGGAGCCAGUGCCAGGACAGCAAGAGGGCGUCUGUGGCUUCCCCUGGCAGCGGCAGGAGGCUGCGGCGGGAGGAGGAGGAGGAGGAGGAGGAGGAGGAGGAGCAGGAGGAGGAGGAGCAGGAGCAGGGCCCUGGGCAGGGCCAGCGCCGCAGGAAGCGACUCAGGGAGCCGCAGGCCGACAGCAGCGAGGAGGAAGGUGCCCAGCAGCCACCCCCGGCCGAGGAGGCUCCAAGGGCUGAGCCUGCGGGCACAGAGCGAUGCCCACAGGGGGCAGGGAGGAGGAGGAGGAGGCAAAGAGUGCUCAAGUCCAAGAUGUUCAUCGACGAGGAGGAAGGCUGCAUGGUCACUGAGAAGGUCUACGAGAGUGAGUCCUGCAGCGACAGCCAGGACGAGUCCUGCGGCCCUGUGCCCGCCGUGCCAGCUGUGCCAGCCGUGCCCGCCCGGGCAGCAGCCCCGCCCCCCCGCGAGCAGCGCCGGGGCCGGGCGCGGGGGGCAGCAGCUGGCACCAGAGCCACCAAGCAGCCUUCCAUCGUCGGCUUCUUCCACAGGAAGUGACCUGGCACCGCUGGGCACGGGGGCUGAGUGCCCUCUGGUGCUCUGUGGUGCCCCUCUCAUAGGGCACCCCCGGGCAGAGCCCUGCUGGAGCUGCGGGCACAGAGGGCACUGCCCAGCUGGGGCCUGCCUGGGUGCCCUCAGGUGCCCGCAGCAGGGCCCUGGCACAGCAGCUCACAAUAAACCUCUGCCCUGCUCUUC